Fusarium poae is the source of this 1281-nucleotide messenger RNA. RefSeq lists its product as uncharacterized. The transcript has 2 exons. NCBI's taxonomy places the organism in Eukaryota, Fungi, Ascomycota, Sordariomycetes, Hypocreales, Nectriaceae. The record is from RefSeq and is a predicted model, not a curated record. Gene Ontology annotation, biological process: regulation of transcription by RNA polymerase II. Gene Ontology annotation, molecular function: DNA-binding transcription activator activity, RNA polymerase II-specific; zinc ion binding. Bases 1 to 1281 code for a protein of 426 amino acids.
AUGAGCGACGAAGACAAUGACGCAUCAGCCUCGAGGAAGGGGACUACCAAAUUGCGUCGUGGCCACAAAAAGGUGAAAACAGGGUGUACUGAUUGCAGGAGGCGUCGUGUCAAGUGUACCGAAGAGAAGCCUAAAUGUCGUGCUUGUCAGCGACGUGGGGCUGAAUGCGAAUACCCAUUUCUCCAAGCAGUAUCCCUUUCUACAGACCGGCCUUCACAUUCACCAGCUUCGCAUCUAAGCUACAGACCCUCGCCUCAGCCUCGACAUGUCUCCCCACUUCCCGGUCUUGCUUCCAUCCUUAGAGAGCAGCCACCCGGUGACGCAUCUACCGAAUUUGGGAUCAGAGACAUGGCACUUCUUCACCAUUGGACCAUUUCCACCUGCCACGACAUAUACAAGAACUCAGCCUUGUCGCUUACGUUUCAACACACAUUUCCACAAAUCGCCUUUAAGCAUCCGUUCGUGAUGCGUCUUCUACUCGGUCUUUCUGCCCUCCACCUCGCAUACCUCCAACCAGACGAGAGAUUGAGAUAUGUAGGUGAAGCUUCUCGUUAUCACAACCAAAGUCUGCAGGGUUUCAACGAAACGUUGAAGCUACCCCCAGAAGAAGUCUCUGAUGCAUUAUUUGCUUGGUCGUCACUCAACGUUCUCUAUGUAUUCGGUAUCCAUGGUCGCUUGGGUCAAGACCUUUGGGAUGAUUCAGAACAUAUAAGCCGCAAAGAUCGUAUACUGGGCUUGAGCUGGGUUCCGAUGCUCCGUGGUGCUCAGACUAUGCUAAGUCCAUGCUACUUUGCGCUGAGAGAAGGUCCUCUGAAAGAUCUAUUGACGAUUGGAAACUUUGAAGAGUUGAACCUUGACCAGCAUUCGCACCCUGAUGAUCAGCAUUUCUGUCGUACAAGAGAAGUAUGGAAGAGCAGUCCUGAUGCUCAGACCUACGAGGAUACAUUACAAGUUCUCAGACGGUGUCAUAUGUUCAUGGAACAAUUCUCGUCAAUGGAAAGUGAAUCGCCAGGCGAAUCUAUCUUUAACAGAUCAUGGCAAGGUGUAUUUUUACUUGUGCCAUUUGCCCCCGAGGCGUAUUUCACUCUGUUGCAACAGCGACAACCACCAGCUUUGAUAUUGUAUGCGUUUUACGGAGCACUCCUGCAUCGGUUUACAAACGAUACUUGGUUUCUGGAAGGAUGGGGCCAAGAUAUAGUGGAUGUAGUAACAGAUCUACUGGGUUCAUAUUGGAGAGAAUGGAUAGCCUGGCCACUCCAAGUUGUCGGUGCAACAUCUUAA